Messenger RNA from Sinocyclocheilus rhinocerous, 2018 nucleotides. Its product is annotated as ral GTPase-activating protein subunit alpha-2-like. Gene Ontology annotation, biological process: positive regulation of GTPase activity. Gene Ontology annotation, molecular function: GTPase activator activity. The annotation marks the transcript as partial. Gene Ontology annotation, cellular component: nucleus; cytoplasm. The transcript has 15 exons. The record is from RefSeq and is a predicted model, not a curated record. NCBI's taxonomy places the organism in Eukaryota, Metazoa, Chordata, Actinopteri, Cypriniformes, Cyprinidae.
UCUUCACCCAUACACACAAGAGACACACGGGUCUGAAUGGUGAAAGGAAGGUAAAAGCGGCUACAGAAUCGCCUUUUACAGCGGAAUGUUCACUCGAAGGGGUUAUGGAGACGUCAAGAAAUCUACACAGAAAGUUCUGGACCCAAAGAAGGAUGUUUUCACGCGUCUGAAGCAUCUGCGCGCGCUGUUAGAUAUUACUGACAGGAAUGAACUGAAGACAUUUUUUGAAACCAACUGCUCACAGAUUUAUUUUAUCUUCUUUGAAAAUUUCAUUACACUGGAAAGUAACUUAAAGCAAAAAGGGAACAAAUCUCAACGGGAGGAGCUGGACUCCAUUCUCUUUAUUUUUGAAAAAAUUCUGCAACUUCUACCUGAGAAAAUCAACAGUCGAUGGCAGUUUCACAGUAUAGGUUCUAUACUCAAAAAACUUUUGCACACUGGAAACUCUUUCAAGAUCCGCUGUGAGGGCAUGCGUCUGUUCCUGCUCUGGCUGCAGGCUCUGCAGAGUAACUGUGCCGAAGAACAGCUCCUCAUCUUCGCCUGUCUGAUCCCAGGAUUCCCUGCUGUACCCUCAUCCAGAGGACCCUGCACACUGGACACCAUCAUAUACAACCCCUUUUCCAACCCGCCCGAUGCCAAGAUUGUGCCAGAGGAGAUCACCCCGCUGGUGCCUGCGGUUCCCGGAGAGAAGGUGGCAGAAGACCACACCUGCUCUGUCCUCCAGAUUGUGCUCAAGGUCAUGGUUCUCCAGGCAUCCAGCUUGGACUGGAAAAACAAAGAGAGCCAGGACAUGGGCUUCAGAUUUCUCUUUUCCCUGUUCAAGAAGUACUACCUGCCUCACCUCUUCCCCUCUUUCACGAAACAAACCAACCUCUACAACCCACAGUUAGAUCUUCCCAUUCACAGACCAAAGCCCCUCUACGUCCCCGUGACACGUAACAGUGAGAGCACAUACUGCACUAGGGAUCAGUAUCUGGCUCCCCGUGUGGCCUUCAUCACAUGGCUCGUUAACUUCUUCCUGGAGAAGAAGUAUGUGAACUCGGCCACGAGCAGCUCUAAGAACGGAGGAGAGGUCCUUCCUAAGAUCAUCCAGACUGUGACUGCGGGCGGGAUCAGUCAGGAGAAGAGCGCAGACUCUGAGCCCAACGGUCCUGUGGAACAGGAGAAGAAUCACUCAAACAGCAGCACGCUGUCAGAUCGCAGGGGCAGUAACUCCAGUCUGUGUAGCAUCGAGGAGGAGCAUCGCGCCGUCUACGACAUGGUGCAGUCCAUCCUGCUCUCCACACGAGACAACGUCAAUUUCGUCAACGAGGUCUUCCAUCAGGCUUUCCUGCUGCCGGCCUGUGAAGCUUCAGCCACUUGCAAGGUGAUCAAAGUCUACAGGAAGUGGUUUCUGCAGGAAAAACCCAAUUUCAUGGCUGAGCCAGAGACGACAAGCCAGGAGGAAGAUGGAGAGGAAGAGCACCUCGUAUCUGAGACGGACAGUGCACACGUGCAGGCCUUGGAGACUCAUGGGCAUAAACGCUCGUCCAGUUGGGGGCGCACUUACUCCUUCAGCAGUGCCAUCAGCAGAGGCUGUCUGACUGAAAAACAGAACCAGGACGUGAAAGCUGGCAUCCAGCCCACCCUGCAGGUGUUCCUGACAAACUCUGCCAACGUGUUCCUGUUGGAGCCGUGUCAGGAUGUGCCCAAGCUGUUGGAGAACCAGCUGGAUGUGUGCCGAGCUGUGCUCAGCGUCUACCGUCACAUUAUUAUGGAGCAAAACAUGAACCGCCCGACUUGGGAGCAGUUGCUGCAGGUGUUGCUGAGGAUCACAGAAGCAGUGAUGAAGAGACCACAGGAGAACCAAAGAAAAGACACGUUCGCCCACAGCCUGGCCAGCAUCCUCUUCAAAACGAUUUUCGUGGCGUGGGUGCGGUCUAACCUGACCGUGUUUAUCUCUCGUGAGCUGUGGGACGAGCUGCUGGCUGUGCUGUCCUCUCUCAGCCACUGGGAGGAGCUGGUGUUCGAGUGGGCCA